This is a messenger RNA of Nelumbo nucifera (sacred lotus), 8426 nucleotides long. RefSeq lists its product as uncharacterized. Gene Ontology annotation, molecular function: protein binding. NCBI's taxonomy places the organism in Eukaryota, Viridiplantae, Streptophyta, Magnoliopsida, Proteales, Nelumbonaceae. The record is from RefSeq and is a predicted model, not a curated record.
ACAACGAACAACGGAACAAGGCAGACUCUAUAAAGGAUAUUUCUUGUUUAUGUUCUGCUAAAUCAUAUCAAGUUCAACCAGUUCGUUUCUUAAAGAAUGCUUUAUGCCCAGAUAACUUAAUCAAAGCUUUGGAGUCUACAAGAGAUUUGAGCUCCGCAGUCAAGGUAUUCAAGUGGGCUUCUCUUCAAAAAUGCUUUCGUCACACCGCUGAAACGUAUAGUCAGAUUAUACUAAAGCUUGGUAUGGCUGGAAGGGUUCAUGAAAUGGAGGACUUUUGUUAUGAGAUGGUCAACGUCAAAUGCCAUCAUGCAGAUGAAGCAUUCUCAAGUGUAAUUCAUUCAUUGGUUAGAAAUAACAGGCUCACAGAAGCUUUGCAGGUUCUCCAGAUCAUGAAUAGGGGUAACUGUAGGCCUUCAAUUGUUGUAUAUAAUCUUUUGUUGGGUGCUAUUGUCGAGGACAAUAGAGACUUUCAAUCUGUUCUGUUUUUUUAUAAGGAGAUGGUUAAAGCAGGAAAUAUUCCCAAUGUUGAGACCUUGAAUUAUCUGUUAGAGGCUUUGUGUAAAGAUGGUCGAAUUAGCACUGCUUUGGAUCAAUUCAGAAGAAUGAACAAGAAAGGUUGUAAACCUAAUAGUAGGACAUUUGAGAUAAUAGUAAGAGGUCUUUGUGUGCAAAACCGAGUUGAUGAAUCAAUUGUGGUUUUGGAUGAGAUGUUUGAGCUAGGUUGUAGAGGGGAGGAGCAUUUCUGUAAUAGCAUCAUACCUAUUUUCUGUAGGGCUAAUAGAGUGGACCAGGGGCUAAGGUUGUUUAGAAUUAUGAGAAUUUCUGAUCUUGUGCCUGAACUGUUAGUUUGUGGAUGUUUGGUUCAGUGUUUGUGCAAGAAUAUACAGUUGAAGGAUGCAAUUGAGGUUCUUGAAGAUAUGAUAGAAUCUGGUUUAACUCCACCUUCUGAUGUGUAUGUGGAUAUUGUAAGUGGACUUUGCAAGGCAGAUAAAUUCAGUAAAGCUAAAAACUUAUUAGAGAAGUAUGUCUGUGAAACUUAUCCUCAUAAUGCUUUGCUGCAAUGUUACUGCGAUGCUGGAAAAUUUACUGAAGCCAGUGCUUUACUUGAGAAAAUGGUUGAGAGGAGUAUAGCUAAUAGUUUUUCCUGGAGCAUUCUCAUAAGAGGUCUCUGUGAAAAGGGACGGCUCAGAAAAUCUUUUGAAGUCAUAGCUAGAAUGAUUGUUUCUUCAUAUUCCCUCAAUGUUGCCAUUUCCUCUGCUCUUAUUGUUGGCCAUUGUAAAGUGAGAAAGUAUGAGGAUGCUCUAGAACUAUUUAGUCAGGUUCGUGGCAAAUAUUGGGCAUUAGAUUCUACCUCUUACGGUGAGCUGAUUGAAGGUCUUUGCCACAUAAAGAAGAUCCAAGAGGCUGCUGAAGUGUUUCAUUAUAUGUCUACUAAUGAAUUUCCUCUCAGAUCUUCCUCAUUCAAUAUGUUGAUUGAGGCCUUAUGUUUAACUGGGAAGGUGACUGAAGCAAUCAGGCUACGAUCGUUGGUCUAUCAUUCAGGCACUUUUUGUAGUCCUGUCACCUACACCACUAUUAUGCUCUGCUUGUGCAAUUCAGGGAAAGCAAACAAUGUCUCUGUGCUACUAGCUCAGAUGUUGGUGGAGGGUUGUGUUUUUGAUGCCAAAGCAUAUGAUGUCCUAAUACAAGGCAUGUGCAUACAGAGCAGAGCAAAUGAUUGUGCUAUUUUAUUCAAUCAAAUGAUUGGUGAUUGUAUAGUUCCUGACUCAGAAACUCUAGAUAGUCUGCUGUCUUGUUUGUCCCGUUAUUCUAAGUUGCAUAUGAUUGCAAACUCAUUGGAUAAACUUGUUCACAAGGGUGGUGUUUUUAGUUCUACAAUGUACAACAUGGUGAUCAAUGGACUCUGGAAGGAGGGUCAUAAGCAUAAAGCCUGUAAUUUAUUGGAUCGGAUGUUGGAAAAUGGGUGGGUUCCAGACAUUUUUACUCAUGGAUUUCUAGUUGGAACUAUUGCUAGAGAAGAAACUGAAACAGAAUUAAGAGCAUGUCAUGAUUUCAUCUUGCAGGACAAGGUUAGCAACAUAUUGGCUGAGGGAUUGGAGAAAUUGUAAAGAAAAAAAAAUCACACUUAAAGAGUAGGUGUAGUUGCUUCUCUAAUUGGUUGAAUAAUUAACUUCUUAUCUUGGCAAUAUUGGAAGAUGCGGAAUGAACCAUUUCAUCAUGCUCCAUCAAAAUUUUGUGGAAUGCAGGGUUUGACUCUGACUUUUGUGGCCCUGAUAGUAGUUGUGGCAAAUCAAAUUUUAAUGCCUAUUUGUUAUGCCAAUAAUACCAUGAUAAGUUUGUUCUUGAUAGCUUAAGCUACAACACCUAGGAUGUCUUUGUGAAUUCUCAAAAGGUAGCAUCUCAUAAAUUUAUUCUACCAUUAUUUUCUGUAUUGUGCUGCAAUGCCGCAUUUCUCCAUUGUUACAUGAUGGUUAUAAGUAAUUAAUGAUAUAUACCUUGGAGAGAUUCUGAGGUUUCAACAGCUAUCAAGUCCCACUUUCCUUUUCUUUUUCUUUUUGACAGUAGUCAUGGGGUAAUCUGAGAAAAGGAAUGAUCCGUGGCUCUUCGGAGUCAUGGGUCUUUUAAUUUUUACUCAUAAAGUUUAGAAUUCUUUGAAGGUUCUUCACUUUGCAUCAAUUCAUAUUUCUCUUAGUUGUAUGCUAUGAACAUUCCACAGCAUUAUCUAUCCUUAUUAUCUUUAUAUUGAGUCUGUUACUCUUUUACAUUUCCUUCCUGAAGCAUUGGACUUUAUGGCAUUGCACAAUUUGAACACUCCCGGAUCAGCUACCACAAUUUCCUACACUAAAAUUUAGAUUGGAAGUUCAAACAAUAUAUUGCUGAUAAGAUUGGCUUGAACGUCAAAAAUGUAGCUAGGUGCAAAUCUAGGUACACGUCUUUUCAAAGCAGGGCACAAAUCUUUGAAAAAGAAUUAAAAAACAAAAAUGCAAACUUGAAUUUUAAAAGAUAUUAAAUGUUAAACACAAGCAUUACAUACAAAACAUAUUCAAAGUGAAAAUGAAGUUAAAGAAAACAAAUGUGGAUCAUACCAAAGUGCUUCAAACACUCAACUAUUCAAGCAUGUUGAAAUUUCCAGUCUAUUUAUAUUACCUCCUAGUUCAUUACUUUAAGUAGCUAGUGUAAUGUUAUACAUCUUGAAUUCCCAACCCUAAGAGAUCAGCCAUCUGUCCUUGCAAAGGUCCCUUGAGACAAGUCUAAACAAGUUUAUGUGGGAGGAUGGGGUGGAUCCAGACCUAAAUUUUUGGCCCAUAUGCAUAAAGGAGUUGGUUUCAUGAUUUUAGUGGUAGUUAAUUCUAUUUUGGGAUUGGGGAUCAGAUGUUAGUUGUAUUUUGCUUCUUAAUGGAAAUUUUUCUAUUUGAGACUAUUAGCGCUCCCCCCUCUUCUCGAGACUGGCUUCAUCCAGUGCAAGUCCAUGCUCACACCGUUUGAACAGCCUCUUGCAACCUUACAUUGGGAAUAUCUCCCCAUGAAAUAAAGCACAUAAAUAUGGAGGUAUUCCCAAUGCAAGGCUGUAAAGGCUGUUUGAACGGUCAUUGCACUGACCGAAGCCAAACUCCCCCCUCUCAGGCUUUUCCAUUCAUUCAUCCAUUGUGACUUUUGGUUUUUCUCCCCUUAUGAGUUUCUUAUCGUCUCAGUCCAAAACCAGGAUAGUGCAAGUCCUGCUGUUCAAUGGUGAUCACGUUAGCUGAGCUAUUUAUUCCCAUUUUCUAUUUAUCUAUCUUCUUCUUUCACUAUUUUUUGUUUUUGGUUUCUUUAUUUUAUUUCUUUAUCCAUGAUUAAACAUGAAUUUUUCCUUUUUUUUCUUUUAUUUUUGGUUUUCAUAUGCUUGGAUCCCAAUUGGAAAGCUUGAGCAUGACAAUUUUUAUUGGUGGAACAUCCAACUAGAAUUUCUGUUCAAAAUAGAUGGUUGCUAUGUAGUGUGUCAAUUCUCUCUUUUAAUCUCUCCAUAACAGUAAAUAACAAAUGAAUCCCCUUAUCUCAUUUUCUUUUUAAGCUGGAAGUUGCAAUCAAGUUAUGUAUGCAUUUUACCCCCAGUAGUCAGAAUUAAUUAGAAGUCCAUAUCUUCAAAGUACUCUAUUUUUUUAAUCAAAUAUUAAACCCAUGAUCCGAGUGAGACUGCUGUGUCCAGCAUAUUAUGGCAAAAAAAAAAGAGUAAUACAGUACUAUUUAUAAUUCUGGUAUAAAAGGAACUAAUGCAACAAUGGGAGAAAACCAGAAAAAGAAAACUGAAAUGACUGUCAAUUUUUGCAUCCAAUAAAUUGCCAAGUUUCUGUAGUUUAAGAAGCAAUUAAUUUAUUAUUACAAUGCUGGUCUCAAUUCCUAAGCUUUAAUUUUGUCAUUGAUGCAACAAAAGUGGGCCCCAUGUGGCUGAGGCCUAUAUCCGCAUGGCUCCUUUAGCAUUCAUGUACCCCAAAUCUAAAGUGAGCUUCUCUUCUUGCAAGCCCAUAUCUUGGGCCCAAUCUUUGAUCCACAGUCUUUCCUCCACACCCACCACAAAAAAUGUCAACAAUGGAAUUAAAUGGAAAAUAUUUUGUAAUUAUAUUUUUGUAGGAUACUUGCUUUGCAAGAAAAACGUCUUCUUCUUAUGAUUCUCAUAAAUAUUAAGAUUCUGUUGUUGAUAAAGACAGUAAUGAGGGGAUCUAUUUAAAGUUUAAAGAGCUUCCCAACUGAGCCACUAUGCUUGAUAUUAGCAUAUUCUUCCUGAACAAUGCAGGCAUACAAACCAAGAACAUUCUUCAUAACAUUGUUGAAGGCAUAAAAAUGUCUUAUGCAUGCAGAGUAGAUAGCAGUUAAUUUGCACAGCUUCAUGUCAUUAAGAAAGUUUUACAUAAUUUUCUAUUAUUUUCAUUUUGCAAUUGUCAAGUAGUUUUCUAUUCAAGCACUAAUUAACUUGAUUAUGUCAAUAUAUACCAGGUUAACACUGCGAAUCUUCUGUAGUUCUUUCCAGUUGUUGCACUUGUUGUUAUUUAUUGCUUAGAAACUAUGGUUUUUUUUCUUUUUUUUUUUUGUUUCUUUCUUCCAAUAAAUGAAGGGCAUGGUAUUAAAAACCUAUUCUUUUAGUUUAUUACUAACAGCCUUUUUUGGUUUGUUGGAGAUAUAUACUUAUUGUGGACCUCAUAUAGUUGGGUUAAGGCUUGGAUGAUGAUGAUAUACUUAUUAUGGACCAUGAUUUGACAAGUAGCAAAAACCUUGUUGUCACCAAUGUACAGGAUUCUGUAUCCAACUAUUGUAUUUCUUUUCCCUCUCUUCCUUUUUUGCUUCAAAGCAGUCAAGAAAUUUGAAGACACUGUUUCGGAAGUUCUGGUCCCACUUACAACCAACCUGUAUACUUAGCAAUUGAUAGUUCAAACUUUGGUUUACAUAUAGGAUGGACCUAUCCUGGUUUCUCUUUGAAGAUAAAGGAAUUAAUUCUAAGUAUUGGCACCCCUUGUUUCUUUCCUUUAUGGAUUGUUACUGAAACUGGCUAUAUAGAGAUUUAUUCACCUUCAUUUUGUGUUGGUUUAUUCUACUUUUAAAGUAUUUAUAGAAAAUAAUUAAAUGAAGUGGCUUUAAUAUUUAUUUUCUCAUGACUUAAUCUAGGGUGUGAAUAUAGUGGAGAUCUAAUCUAGCCAGUAUAACCUUUCUGCGGAGGUAUUUAUGUCAAUUGGAUAGAUGUUCUUUGUAUAUAGAUAUAUACUAACCGUUACUUUAUUUAUGUUGGUUUAUAAUACUUUCCUUUUUUUUUGAUAAAUAACAGAGACUUUUAUUAAAAGAUAAUAAUAGAAAAGGUACAAAAGGAGGGGUAAAAAUUCGUAACCCUCCCAAGAAAGCAAUUCAGAUUACAAUGUUGCUCAGAAGAAAUUAACUCUUCCCAUCCCUUGUUUGGCCAAUGAAUCUGCCAAGGAGUUGGCGCACCUCUUUAUCCACUGAAACUUGACUUUCAUAUUUUGGGUGAGAUGUCUAACUUUCUUUUUUUCAUUCAGAAACUUCCACAGACUAGAAAUAUCCCUCAUCAACGAAUUUAUAGCCAACUUAGAGUCACCUUCCACUAUCAAUUUUCUGAUAUUUAACUCUUGCGCUCUUUUUAACCCUUCCAAGACAGCCAAUAUUUCAGCUCUAAGAGAGUCCACCCCAUCCAAUAGAACCAGAAUACAAUGCAAUAAUUCGACCUUCAUCAUCUCUGAAGGCUCCCCUUAUACCCGACAGACCUGGAUUUCCUUCACUACUACCAUCAAAGUUUAGUUUAGUGAAACCUGAAACUGGAGGGGACCAAAUUGGGUGGGAUACAUUCUUUCAUGGAGCUGACCAAGCCAUUUCUUUCCACUUCCUGAUGAUGUCUCCUUCCGAAUAAUUUUUAAAAGUUAGCAAAGUUUUAACCCAAUGGAUCACCCUUAUAGAAAUCAGUUCAAUGAUUACACCCUUAUUUCUUUCUUUCCCAUGAAAGGUCCGUUGAUUCCUUUCCACCCAGACUGUCCAACAUACAGCUGCUCUUACACACCUCCACAGAAUUUUCCCUCUCUUCUUCAGCCCCCUAACAGUAGUAGAAUGAAAUAGGCUUUGAACAUUUGGGGGAGGGGUCCACCUGCCACCAAAAAGAGAGAAAAACCAACACCAGAUUAUAAUACAUUCCUUUCCCUUCUUUUGCUACAUAAAAAUGAAAUUUGAGCUUCAUGUAAUUUCAUUAUGCAUCUAGUAAGGGUAGGGAAUUGUGUGCCAUUUCCUCAUAUUGUCUUUUUCAGCCCCACUUUUCUUAUGCAUUUGCUGGUUUCAGUCAUAGAUUCAUAAUUAUUUCUUUUGAUCAUGAAGAUGGCGGUUUAGGUAUAUUACAUGGUUCCCCUUUAUCUUGCUUUCUAACAAUUGAUGCAAGAGAUCAAGGAUUAGACACCAUUGAGUUUUGUAACUGUUGUCAAACAGUUCAUAGACCAACUAGGUUUGAGCAUUAUAAUUGCAUCUCAAUUAGAUUGGUGGGGAUGUUUUAUUGUACUAAAAAGAGUUUUUACUUUUACUUCUAGAUUUUAUUCUUUUUUGAAAAUUAAAAGGAGUCUUGGUUUAUAAUGAAGGAAAUAUGUGCAUCAAAUCAAAUGCAGAUACCUGGUUUUGUUAUUAUGAAGAUCUCCUAAUUAGAUACAAUGUCUCAUCAGGUGGCAAAAUUAAGAUUUAGAAAGACAAAUUUCCACCUCUCUACUCUCUCACCUCCACAAAGAUAGCCUUGUUUCCAAGUAUGUAACCUUCUUAGAAAUAGGGUUAGUUUGAGAUUUCAAGGCUUAAAUGAUGUCUAAGAGACUCUGAAGUCCCAACUACCCUCAAUUCUCUGAGUCAUACAAAGAUACGUUCCUUGAUAAUUCUCUCAUGACUGCAGGAUUUGGACCCCAAACCCCGUUAUUCUUCCACUUGUUUAAAUCCCUUACCUUUGGUUCCUCUACUCAGCUAGUUUAUCCUAAUAAAUCUAUUUGGGUAUGCCUAGUUCCUUCCAAGAUCAGAUCCUUUUGUUGGAAGGUCUAUCUUGAUGGAAUCAAUUACUCCUUUGAAAUGCUUCACAGAAAAAGGCUCUAUUGGUACUGUAAGAAGUUCCAAAUGCUGCUAGGUGAUUCAGAAGCUGUAAAAAACAUAGGGUGACUCAGUUUCCAAAAGAUUUCACAAGGUUGAAAGGACUGCUUGUGGUUGGGCCUAAUAAAAAGGUGAAAAAAACAAAAAGUUUUUUAAGCGAAGCAUUGGGUUUUCUGUUCUUACUUCUGAAGAAGCUUCAUAAUUAGUUAAGUUUUUGUGUGGUGCUACGUCGGUGUGUGAGUUUUGGUUGUUGAGUUUGGAUUUUGGUGGUGAAGAAUAUUUCUUUUCUUCUCUCGAGUGAUUUCUGGUCACCUUCCUGUAAUCUUCUUUUUUUUCUUUAAUAUUUUUUUCAUUUUACUUUCAAAAAAAUUUCUUUCAACCCAUGCGUGUUUUCUUUAUAGAGCAAGUGAUGAAAAAUCUUUUCAUUUGCUAAUCUAUUUUAAUUUUGCAGCAUGUAUUUGGUAGUUUCUUUUCUCUCUAUUUAGAUGCAGGUUGGGCAUAAAAAGCUUUUUUAAUUUCCCUACUUGCUUACUGACAAAGGGAAAAGGAAAGCGUUUGUGGAGAUGCACCAGAAUAGGGACAUUGUGGUGCAUUUGGAAAGGGAGAAACACCAUAUUAAUUAAAGAAAAGACCCAAUAUUGGAAGCAUUUGCACUUCUCACGACUGAUGAUAUCCUCAGAAUUUGGCAACUUGUGGCUUCCUCAUAAAUGAGGCACACCUCUUCUGUUGCUUGGGGUCCUCCAACUCCUAAAUUGAUCAAGAUGAUUUUGGUUGUCUGCAGUCUAGGGAAUUUAUAAUUAUCAGUAGGGGAAGUAUUGAGAUAUUGGAAAUGGGCAUCUUAA